UUCCUCCAACAACACAACCACUUUAGAUCCUUUUUGGAAGUAUUUCGUCUGCAUCCCGAAAAAUUUGACAAAGAUCUUGAUGUCGUUUCCAUGUUUUUGGCACAGGUCUGAGAAAGAAAAGUUCGUCGAGUCUCUGGCUUCUGAAAAACAAAAAUUUUUUCCUCGAUAAUUGAGCUUAAAAAACUUGUUUCAAAGACACUAAAAAUGGAGAAGUGCGUGAAAUCCCUGAGAAAAAAGAUCGUCUCAAGGGACGAUAUUAUAAGACGUUUUUAUUCCCUAAUUGCUCCCAAGGAGCCGCUGCCCGAUUGCAUUUUCGCCUACGGUCACAUAGCAACCGGAAAAUCCCUCAUCAUCGAGAGCAUCAUAAACCAUUUAAAAUACAAAAUCUCCAUCAUUAAUUGCGUCGAUCAUCCAACAAAUAAACACAUGUUUGAGGAUGUUCUGAUGGAUCUCACCAAAAGUUCCUUGACUUCUGAGGAAAAUUUCAGGUCGCCUUUCAAGUGCGACUCUAUCAUGGAUUUUGUCUCUCAUCUGCGAUCAAUUUCCUCUGAAAUUCCAAUGAUCAUCAUCUUUGAAAAGUGCGAACAACUUCGUGACAAGCCAAAUCUUCUCCUUGCACUUUUGCGCCUCAAAGAAUUGUCCGGAGCCAACAUUUGUCCAAUUUUCGUGACCGAUUUAAUCUGGGAGAAAUUUUACUCAAUUACCCGUGUUAAGCUGCCAAUUAAAUUCCAUUUUCCACAGUACUCGCAAACUGAAACUGCCGAGAUUUUGUUGUCCUACAAAUCGGCCGGAUACGAGGAUAAUUUCUACAAGAAUUACCUGAAUUUAUUUCUCUCGGUUUUCUAUCGAUUUUGCAGAGAUUUGAACGAACUUCGGUAUAUGGCGUCGAUUAAUUUCGAGAAAUACGUGGAACCAAUUGAAUCUGGAAAGUGUGCAAGAAGUGAUAAUCGAACUCUCUGGUUGAAUAUCGCGAAUGUUUUUCAGAAGAAUUUGGAGGUGAUUUAUCUGCGUGUUUCUACCGAGGAUUUUGUGCAAGGCGCUGAACUCUCGCGAGAGAUUGGAUCAAUUACAAAAUUGGCGCUGAGCUUUGAACUGCCGGUUUACGCAAAGUAUAUUUUGAUCGCUUCUUUUCUGGCUUCGUAUAAUCCGGUCAAGGAGGAUAAAUAUCUGUUUAUGAAAAGAGCGAUCAAGCGGAAGAAGAGAGCGACUCUGAGUAAGAAGAAACAGGUGGCGAAUACGCAAACGGGUCCGAAAGCUUUUCCACUUCAGAGAAUGAUUAUGAUUUUCUGUAGUAUUGUGGAGGACCAGGUCGAUAUGAAUACCAAAGUUCUGGCUCAGAUUCCAACAAUGUGUCAACUUGGAUUGCUCGCCAGUGUCGGGGAUUCUAAUAUUGAUGAACCCAAGUAUAAGUGCUGCGUUAGCUAUGAUUUUGUGGUCGUUAUUUCGAAAACGCUUGAUUUUAACGUGAAAAAUUACCUUUAUGAUUUUAUACAUCCGUAGAAAUGGUUUCUAGUUUAUAAGUUCCGAGUGACAAUCGAGUGAUUGUGUCGAAUAUUUAAUUAAUUUAUUUUAGUCGCAAUAUUUUCUACUUUUUGUACUACUUUUCAAGAAAAUAAAGACAGAGGAUUU
This is a messenger RNA of Belonocnema kinseyi, 1629 nucleotides long. RefSeq names its product origin recognition complex subunit 5 (gene Orc5). Lineage: Eukaryota; Metazoa; Arthropoda; Insecta; Hymenoptera; Cynipidae. Gene Ontology annotation, molecular function: DNA replication origin binding. Gene Ontology annotation, cellular component: nuclear origin of replication recognition complex; nucleus. The record is from RefSeq and is a predicted model, not a curated record. Gene Ontology annotation, biological process: DNA replication; DNA replication initiation. The transcript is spliced from 2 exons. The coding region runs from base 205 to 1500 and encodes 431 amino acids.